Drosophila guanche is the source of this 2288-nucleotide messenger RNA. RefSeq lists its product as uncharacterized. The transcript has 7 exons. The record is from RefSeq and is a predicted model, not a curated record. Bases 589 to 1539 code for a protein of 316 amino acids. NCBI's taxonomy places the organism in Eukaryota, Metazoa, Arthropoda, Insecta, Diptera, Drosophilidae.
UAAUGAAUAAAUAAUACAACACAUCAAAAGAUGCACAAAUUCAGUAACUGUGCGCGUGUGAGUGUGUGAAAUUGUUUACUCAAAAGCGAAGAAAGUGUUUUGCUAAGCUCAUGCCCAUGCUCUGGUUCCUGCCCACGCAGAGGAGCGCCUGAAGCUACGAUCAUUCAUUAUUGCUUCUUCUUCUUUAAGCCGUGUUUCGCUUACCUGUCACAACGCGAGUGUAUUUGUGCGGUGGCUCUCUCGAUCGCCGAUCUCUCUGUGUGUGUGUUUCUCUUUUUGCGCAUGCAAAAAGGCGGCGGCUUCAACAACAACAAAACCAACAACACAAGCUUUCAAGUCGAAGUUCUUGAGCGUCGGCGUCGUCGUCGCUGUCAGCGGCAACAGGUUAGCCCGCGCGUACAGCGCUGCAGCAGAGGCAGGCCGUGUACAGAUUGAAAAACUUUUUGAAUCGUUCGAAAUUUCACAGCCAUGGAUUAUAGCAGCAUAAAAAAGAGAAUUUCCCUGAUUGAUAUGGAUUUAUAAAAUAUAAUUAAAUUUAUUUGGAUCUCACUUUGUAUGUUUAACGUUCGUUAUGCUGUACAGUAAAACAUGGCAAAGUCGACACUUUAUGCUGCUGGUGUGACCUGUCUGGGCUUUGUUUGCUUCGCCUUGGCAUCUGUGGCCAUUGGUGUGCCCAUUUGGGGUUACUACGAUAGUCCAUCGGGUGGCUAUGACUUUGAUCGGGGUUAUUUUGGGCCCUUUAAGGUGUGCAAACAAUUGACUUACAAUCGCGAGAAAUGCGGCAAUGAUGUAUCCAAGUUUCGAUUAAGCAAUGCCGUGUUUGUUAGUGGCCUGCUGGCCAUUGGUAGCUCAGCCUUGCUGGGCAUCUUCUGCAUUCUGUCGGUCAUUCAGCAUGCAAUGAUCUCGUCCAGGGAGAAGGUGGUGAUGCCCUACGCCACACUGGUCGUAGUAAAGCUGAUAUUUGCACUGCUGGGAGGUGUACUGGCCAUCAUAGCCACUAUUCUGUUUGCAUUGCAAAUUGAUGAGCAGGAGCGUUUCGGUUUCAAGAUAUCGCGGGGCAUUUCCUUCUACAUACAGAUCGUUGCUAUUGUGCUCUCCAUAGCCCUGUUUGUGGCAGCUCUGUAUGAUGUCAUCUACUCGCGCAGUCCUGGCGGUGAUCCCACCAUGGGCAUGGACGCAGCCUCGCCUGCCAGUGCCACCACCUUCAAUAAUCCUGGCUUCAAGGAGCCGCGCAGUCGCAAUGGCGUCUCGGUGACAGAUGCCUCGGGCAAGCCGUACAGCGGCAUCAGAAAUGGGGCUGGAACUGCGGGCAGUGUGGCCUCCAUGAGCACCACGGUGACGAGCGUUUCGAAUGGCUCCACCCUGGACUCUGUCACGCGUUCGCCGCUGCGUUCGAGCCUUAAGAAGCCCCGCCCGCGGCCAGAUCCGACGUUGGGCAUACAGAAUCCAGGAUAUUCUGGCUCUGGCAGCUCGCCACCAAUGCGUCGCAAUGGUAGCGUAAAGAAGGUGCGCAUUCAGACGCACAGCACCGAGGUGUAGGCAGCACAACUAAAAGGAAGUUCACACAAGCGAAACAACAACAAAACAUUUACAAAGACUGUGUACAGUAGCAAAAAAAAAGAAAGAUGAAAGGCAGAGAGGAAGGCAUUCCCCCAAUUAGUUAUGGAAUAUUCCUUUUCAUUUGUCUUCCAAAAAGAUUCGCAUAAGCAGCAUUCGAUUUGGCACAGACGACAAUUUCUUCUGUGAGCAACGGUUUCCGUCCAUGGGCAUGGCAAGAGUAUUUAACAGAGUUCUCCCCCCACCCCCAGGCAGGACUUGCAUUAUAAUACAACUCUCCCCAAGUGCCCUUUCGACCGCGCCCAGUCCCCAAGGCUCUCGACGGGAAGAAAGAUUCCCAACCCUAAAGAUAAUAUUUACUUGCAAUAUUCUUAUUUAACAAAAACAAACUCCCGUUCCCCCACUACCACAUAAGCAUUAUAAAGCAGCAUUUGUAAAAUACAUAAACAUCGGGAAUGACACAAACUGUUAUUUAUAGUUUAAGUUUAAGUCACGAAAUAAUUGAAAAAAGUUUCGAAUGCGCUCGAGAGGAGUGUAGUUUGUACGCGUAUGUUAUUGUUAGCAAUACUUUCACGAUUGUUGAUUGACGAAAUUUCACUAUUGGUAGACACUUGGAUUAAUUAAGCUAAGCUUUUGUUUGUUUAGUUAUUUGUAAUCCAAUUGGAAAAUGUGUUUCAUGUUUUUCUCUGUAAGCUUAUUACUAAAUCGAAGGCGAUAAUAAAUAAUACUAU